GUCUUGUCUAUUUGUUCGGUUAAUUCUCAUUAUCUAAUUGUUUUAAUGCAAAAAAUGAAAAAAAAAAAACUUUAUAAGGUAUGAUGUUUAAAUAUAAAAAGCAUAAUUCGUUAUUGUAACAUUUUACCUAAAAUGAAUAGAAUAGAAAGACAAACUUGGCAGUAUAAGUUUCGCAACAUUUGACCAUAACGGCUAGAAAAAUGAAUGAAAAACAGAGGGAAAAAUUUAAACUCUAAAAAGUUCAUGUGAUUUUAUGGGAUUACUUUAAAGUAAGCAUUCGAGGUGGUAUGACAAUUUUACCACCGAACAAAAUACCACGAUAUAAUUUUAAUGCAGAAGAACGCACUCAAAUUUCAAAACGAAACCAAAUGGGACCACCGGAAGGUUUACCGCGAGGUUUAAGACGAAGGUUAACAUACAAUUCAAGUUCUGCAAGACCGGAUUCUUCUUCAAGUAGUCAAGCCCGUGUUAGGGUACUAGCUAGUGAUUCCGGGGCUGCGGAUACUUCCCUAGACUUUGUAACACCGAAGGGUAGACCUGCGGCUAUCAGAUACAUUAGCAGUAGUAGUAAAGGUGGAUUCAGCGGUAAUAAAUCUGCACGCUCAACAUCCGCUUCUGUGGUAGAAGCAGCUGUUAUAUUAGCAAUAUCCGAAGGCAGAGGUAUGGCUCGUGGGGAAAUAGGCAUGGCGGCCGUGGACCUCAAACACCCACACCUCGUGCUAUGCCAGUUCAGCGACACCCUGUUAUAUACACACACUCUAACUAAGAUAAAUUACUUCAAUCCUGUAGAGAUUAUAGUCCCGCAUACCUUCUGUGAAGGUACACAACCGAGUCAGCUGUACAAACUAAUCAAAGACCACUAUCCACUGGUCAACUUGACCACGGUCCAAAGGAGGCACUUCAAUGAUGCCGCCGGUCGCCAACAGAUACAGUCCCUCUGCGCUCCACAGUACAGUGCGGUCUGCUUGCAAGUGGUUCAAAAGUUCUAUGCUGUAACAUCAGCUGCUGCGGUAUUGAAGUACGUCGAAUACAUUCAAUGUAUAGUGUUCGCUAGAGAAUCAUUGAAGAUCGAAUACCAUUCUUCAGAGGAUACCAUGAUCAUCGGUAAUCUUAAUUAG
Molecule: messenger RNA, 1118 nt
Organism: Papilio polytes (common Mormon)
Lineage: Eukaryota; Metazoa; Arthropoda; Insecta; Lepidoptera; Papilionidae
Product: mutS protein homolog 4-like
Exons: 7
Coding region: 288-1118 (276 amino acids)
Biological process (GO): mismatch repair
Molecular function (GO): ATP binding; mismatched DNA binding
Source: RefSeq, a predicted model, not a curated record